UUUAACAUAUGUGCAUUCGAAAAAAAUUGACAGCGGCUACACAUAGCUAUACAUAGCGGCUAGAUUUAACACUAAAUGUCGUGCAUACGAAACAUAGUUGGAUGGUAUUAUAUACGAAAAGGGUAUGAAUUGGUAGAUAAUUACAAGGUUUUAAACCAGAAGCACCUUGGACGCCUGAGCAUCUCUCCGUAGACUAAAACUUGUCUGCAGGUGUUCCCCUACACUUUUCAAUGCACUAGAUUCCAACUUGCAGUUGACAAUAUGACAUCUGCCAUAUAUAAGACUGCAGCCAUGUGCCAAAGGUUUGUUUCCAUUGCAAGAACCGCUAAAUUAAUCAGCAAUUUUCAUAGUAUUUCAUGCCAACCUAAAAGAAAUGUUAUUCUUGAAAUAUCCUACUGCCAAAAACGCUACAAAGCUAAACGUAUGCGAGAAUCUAACAUACUCUGGGGUUAUGAAGACCGCAAGAUGAAUCGAAAAAGGGAAUUUGAUGCUGAGGACGAAAGAACAACAUUAGAACUAAUCUCUGAUGGAGUAGAGAUCAUUCGAAAAGGGAUUCCAGAGUUCAAGAAAGAGUGGAAAGAGAGGUUUUUGUGUGAUUUUCAAGGACAUAUGGAUCAUGGUGAUUUUAGAUAUUUUGCAAAGUUUAAUGAAGAAACUGUAAAGAAGUGGAUAUGUACAGCUGAUAGGGAUGUGGAAGAUGGGAAGAGUCAUGCUGAGUUUACACUGAGUGAACACAAAAAGGGACUUUUUCGAGGAAUUCUGAACACUGAUGUACCCAAGGAUGGUGUCUCCAAGACAGCGGGCUUCUGUAAUAUAAGUUCUCCAGUAAAAACAAUAUCAUUUGGUCGAGUAGUCCCAUAUGAUUUCACUGGCUACACUGACCUACAUUUGCGUGUCCGUGGCGAUGGCCGUAACUACAUGGUGAUUCUACAGAUGCAGCGUAUUUGGGAUCACCUUUUUUACGACAUGUACAACUAUCCCCUCUACACGCAUGGUGGACCGUACUGGCAAAAUGUUGUGAUACCGUUCUCAAAGUUCGUCCUAGCUGCUGCGGGGCGUGUUCAGAAUAAACAGGAACAUGUAGGGCUACGUGGGGUACGUGACAUACGUGACAUCGGCAUCACGGUAGCAGACGAUGUGCCGGGACCCUUUAAACUGGAGAUUGACUAUAUAGCUGUAGUCAGAGACGAGAACUCUAGGGGGAGUUCAGACUUUGAUAUGGAAUUGUAUGCUACACAUAAGUAUGACAUAUAAAGACGGCUUGUGCAUUUACAA
Messenger RNA from Dreissena polymorpha, 1275 nucleotides. Its product is annotated as complex I intermediate-associated protein 30, mitochondrial-like. Gene Ontology annotation, biological process: mitochondrial respiratory chain complex I assembly; mitochondrial electron transport, NADH to ubiquinone. NCBI's taxonomy places the organism in Eukaryota, Metazoa, Mollusca, Bivalvia, Myida, Dreissenidae. The record is from RefSeq and is a predicted model, not a curated record. The transcript has 5 exons. The coding region runs from base 262 to 1254 and encodes 330 amino acids. Gene Ontology annotation, cellular component: mitochondrion.